Grus americana (Whooping crane) is the source of this 3007-nucleotide messenger RNA. It is a transcript of the gene TSLIG2, whose product is annotated as chromosome 1 C2orf49 homolog. The record is from RefSeq and is a predicted model, not a curated record. Bases 825 to 1520 code for a protein of 231 amino acids. Gene Ontology annotation, cellular component: tRNA-splicing ligase complex. NCBI's taxonomy places the organism in Eukaryota, Metazoa, Chordata, Aves, Gruiformes, Gruidae. Gene Ontology annotation, biological process: embryonic morphogenesis. The transcript has 5 exons.
UGAGGCGGGGCGGGGGGUGCUGGGCGGCGCCUGCCCCGCCCGGCGGGAAGGGAGGCCUCCCGGGCCGGCGGCCCUGCCUCUUGUCGCGGUCACCCCUCCGCGUUAGACCCGCCCUGGUUGUUUCUCCGCUUUACUCUGCGGGGAAACUCCUCUUCCCCCGUCACCUACCCGGGGAGUUUCGUCCCAGUUCUCCUGCGGUUUCCAGUCUUUGUGGUGUCCUUAACGGGUGCACAGGAAGCAUUUGGGGUAAAAACAAACAAACCCCAAAGUCCGUACUGUGCAGGCUGGGUGCUUGCUUGGAGGAGGCCCGUGGUGUGAGAGAUGUCUCCGUGUUUGCAAAGGGUCCGUGCUUGGACGCUGCUGCUGUAGCUGCUAAAGGAUCAUUUACCCACAUCGGCAUGUCUGUGAGACAGUGUUUGCACGCAGUAAAGUUAUCUGUGGAAAGAUGAUCUUUGCUGUGUUAAACUUGCCAUGGUCAUACCUAGUGAAUUAAGGAGACACAUCCUACAGAAGAAGUCAAGCUAAUGCUUAAGUAUGUGUAAUUAAAAAAAAAACACAAAACAAACCUGAGCUUGAAAGUGAGUUAUAAGCGGGUUUGGAUUGUAUGAAGCUUCAGUGGGUGUGAUUUGGAAUCCUUGUUACUGCCAUACCUGAAAAUUUUUGGCUUUGGAAUAGGGAGGGGCUGCAGGGUUGACCUGUUUGGGCAAAGAUAAUGAACUGCCUGGUACUGGUUGCAGCUGAAUCCAGCUGUCUCUGGCACCGAUGAAAACAACGCAUCACACCCCAAAAUUUCAAGCAGAAGGGCUCAUGGUACCUGUGCUCAAAUGCACUUAACAAAGAGCAGCAGCCACCACGGGCGGGAGACACAAAAGGACACACGGGAAGAGGCUCAUGAGGAGAUAUGUGAAGAGAUGCGCUUGCAGAAGAAUAUACUGGUCGAAAAUAAUGUAAAGAUGGACAAAGAUGGUCUCACUGAUCUCUAUAUUCAACAUGCCAUUCCCCUGCCUCAGCGUGACUUACCAAAAAGUAGAUGGGGGCAAAUGAUGGAAAAGAAAAGACAGCAAAAUGAGUUGAAAAGUGAGAAUAAAAGUGUUACAACGGUGGAAGGUUUAAGGAAACGGCCAUUAAUUGUAUUUGAUGGCAAUUCAACAAGUACGAGCAUAAAGGUGAGGAAGACAGAGAACGGAGCUGCUGAUCGCCUAAAACCUCCUCCAGCUGGAAGCACCACCAACACUGUUAGAAGAUUAUCAGUUCCUUCAAAUGCCUCAACAUACAUUUCAGCCUCCAGUUUAUCAGAGGACGCUAAGCUGGGAAUGAGGAAUAAUGAGGCUAAGCAGAACAAUAUUUCAAAGACUAACAGCAGUGUGUUGGCUAGUCUGAAGGUGUACCCUUUGUCUCCAGUCGCAGGAACUACUGUUGUGAAGUUAAAGAGAGCUGUUCCAAAAGAGGAAUCUGAUUUGCCGAAUGACCUAAAGCCUACGGAAGCAAAGAAGAAAAUCCAGCACGUUACAUGGCCAUGAAGUAGCUAGUGGUGCUUGAAACAUAAAUGUUACUUCCGUAUUUUCAAACAGAUAAGUCAUAUUUAAACAGUUUAAGUACAAUUCUUUUUAAACCUUACAGGGAUUCAGAUUGCUGUGAAGUUUUAACAAGUUUAAAAGUUCCCUGUUGUAAAGCUGGAGUUAUUAUCACCAGUCACCUUAAAAGUGUCUACUCUUAUACCCCAAGUAGCUCAUGACUUCUUUAAAAGCUGGUAGUAUUACAAUAUACUAAACUCCCCACUUCUAGUUUUCAAGAUUAUUAUAGUUCAUCUCCUGCAUGUCACUACAAUUCACACAUAUUAAUGUAUUUUUGUUUCAGUAAGAUUCAGUUUUAUUCCACUUCUGGUUAAAUAGUUAAAAUAGCAAUUGAGAUUCAGAGUGAUCCCAAGAGCCUUCUUCACUUUAAAAAGGUAAUUCAUUUAGAUGAGAAAACUGACCAUUGUGUUGAUAAGAUAGUCUGAGACAAAAUUUUUUCCUUUUUAUUGCACAGAACAGGCAGGAGUGUAGAAUUUACAGUGCAAGUUAGGUUGGUAAUAAGAGAUGAACUAUUUUAACAGCAUUACUUCAAAUUGAAGUUUCUCUUAUUGACGUAUGAAAUAAGAAAUGCACAGAUGGAAGUAUGUUACUAGACUGAUAGGAAUCUUUGAGAGGAAGUAGUGAAUGGAUUAGUGCCAUGUUCUCUUAAAUACACAGGCAUAUUUUACACAUGCAUAAGUGUAAAAAUGUGCUGAUACAACAAAUUUGCUUGCUUUCCUGGUUACAAUCAUGCUUAUAAAAUAUGGGGAAAACCUGUGGAAUGCAGGCCAGCGCUUUCUCAACUUACUAACAGUUGGACAGGACGACAAAGAAGUACCUUGAGAGCAUUAGCGUAUGUAGUUGCACUCAAAAAAAACCCCAACCUGUUUUCCCUUCCUUUGAUAAUUUAAGAUAGAUGUUGCUUUUCUGUGAAAUGUGGUGUUUCACCUGGAUUAUUGGUAGUACCUUGUAAGGCAGAAAUCCAGUUAAGUUGAUGGAAACAUUUUUAUUAAAUCUCAGUGGCUUGGGUGACACCAGUUUCAUUUUAGAUAUGGAUGGUAAAUAAUAAUAACACUUCCAGACUUAGUAUAACAAAAAGAAAGAAUGAAGUUCUGAAUCCACUUAGUUAAACCACUAAAAGAAGUUGUCAGUAGUGAUCUGAAAGCUUGUUUACAUUUUUAACAUUGGUUAAUAUGGAAACCAAAAACUGUAGCUUAAUUCAUUACUGACAGAAGUUCUCCAUUCACUGUUAUGACAUAAAAGGCACUUCUUGAAUGCUGUAAAAUGGUAAGAAUGGAUGUUUUGAAAUAUUGUGUGCUGUUUCCCUUUUACUAAACACUUGUGCAGUUUUUGUACUUGAGUACAGCAAACUUUAACGUAAUGUACAUUUUGUAUGUAAAGAGUUGUCUUUUAAGUAGCCUUAUCCUAUUUAAAUAAAUUCAAUUAAAAGCAAA